Fusarium vanettenii 77-13-4 is the source of this 573-nucleotide messenger RNA. RefSeq lists its product as uncharacterized. Bases 1 to 573 code for a protein of 190 amino acids. The transcript has 4 exons. The record is from RefSeq and is a predicted model, not a curated record. Lineage: Eukaryota; Fungi; Ascomycota; Sordariomycetes; Hypocreales; Nectriaceae.
AUGAGCGACUCGAAGCACCCGACUUUGAUUGGCAAAGAGCUACGCAACCAGCUCGAAAGCCAUUUCGAUGAUUUGGUCAAGUCUGGGAAGGUCCAGCUCCCCGCUGGCACCCGCAUUUGUUUCGACCUCGAAGGGAUUCCCAAGCUGGUGGACGUGCCAUAUCCCGCCAUUUCGAAGCAGAGAAUCACUCGAAUCCUUGACCACAUCUCCAGCAAUCUUUUUGACCGAUCGGCUGAGUGGGCAAUCCUAUUUUCGGAGCUUAACCACCUCAGAAACGACGAAGCAGCGCGCGCCAGAUUCACUCACCAGCAAAUCUGGAAGAAGAUCCGGGGUACCCAAGCUGACGUCGAGGAUGAUUGGAGGGCACUGGGCGACCAUGGCGACCACGCCGACUACGACGGCCACGCCGACUACGACGACUACGAUAACUACAACGACUAUGAUGAUUAUGAUGACUACGGCGGCGACGACUACAACGGCGGCGACAACCACGGCGGCGACCACGGCGACGGCGGGCUGAUGGUAAAGAAAGUCUCUGCCCCAGAACAGACUCCCCAGCUGCGCCAUACUUAA